UCUCAACCCAGCAGCUGCCGCCUCCGUCCAGAGAACCGGGAAGAGUGAAGAACAAUCAGCCGAAGAGCACCCGCCAUCGAACAGUGAACUAAACACGGGGCAACAUUUAACAGACUCCUCGCCCUCUUUGGAUUUUAUUCUGGUGACUGAGAUGGCAAAAGGGAAGAAAAACGUGCUGAGAACCGACAUAAACCCCGAGGAGACAGCUGAACAUAAAGUCACUUCACGGAAAGAGACAAAGGAAAACAAACCAUCAACUAAUAAGGAUUGCGUAGGUAAAGUGCCGUCAAUUUUCCAGAGUCUACGGAGUCCCAGCAAACCUAGAUCCCCUCUGAGUGACAGUUCAAGCAUGCUGAUCCAGGAAGGAAAUGAAUCUGAUGCUGCUAAUCCUGACAUGUCAAAGCCGAAAAAAGACAUACCCAAUGAAAUGAAAUCUGAGAGUUGUGAGUCCAAAGAGCAUAAGCCUGAAAUGCCUUGCCACAGUCACGGGAUCAGAGAGCCACUCAUUGACCAGCCUGAUCAAAAGGAGUCCACCACACACACAAAUACUAGGUCUGCAGCAGACAGCAAAGCUCCAGCAUCCAAACCUCGGCGUAGAACUGGUCACAAACUCAGAGCAAAAAAGUUGGAGAAUAAAGCUCCCCAAAACAGAAAGGUCACAGACUAUUAUCCCAUCAGACGGAGUAACAGAAAAACUAAGGCAGAGUUAAAGAAUGAAGAACACAGACACAUUGAUGACCUGAUAAAGAAUGGCAUUGAAGAAGGAAUGCAGGUCAAAAACAUUGAAGGAAAAGGAAGAGGGGUAUUUGCUGUCAAGGGCUUCACAAAAGGAGAAUUUGUUGUGGAGUACCAUGGAGACCUACUGGAACUACCUGAGGCUAAAAAAAGAGAGGCCCAGUAUGCUCAGGAUCCCCAAACAGGCUGUUACAUGUACUACUUCCAGUAUCAAUCAAAAACAUACUGCGUUGACGCAACAAAGGAAACAAGUCGUCUUGGAAGACUGAUUAACCACAGUAAAACUGGCAACUGCCAAACAAAGCUUCACGCCAUCGAUGGAGCUCCCCAUCUGAUCUUGGUGGCUUCCAGAGAGAUCAAAGCAGAGGAGGAGCUGCUCUAUGACUAUGGUGAUCGGAGUAAAGACUCAGUCUUGGCUCACCCUUGGCUCAAAUACUGAAACUUCAACCCACGAGUGUUUGUAUUUCAGAUGAAUUGGUGCUCUCUGCUGUCCUGCUUAUCUUUUUUGUAAAAGAUGAUACUGAUGAGCAGUCCUCCACAUGCUUUUUUUAUGAAGUAUAAAAAUGCUUUUGUUUUAAAUGGAGGCGAAAGCUUUAACUCAUGAAAAGUGUAUUUUUGCAACAAUUGUUUUUAUCAUGCUUUUAUAAAUUUCUUAUCUAAUUGUAGCAGAGAUUUAAGCUUGAAGUGUCUCUCUCCUGGAUAAGUAGUGUUUCACAUUGUCCAUGGAGUUUUCUUUUGUAAUGAAUAUAAUUCUGACUAUUCAAUUUGCAAUUGUAAAUUAUUAACUGUGCUGUAAAUUGAGGAAUAAAACAAAAUUGAAUUCUCA
Seriola aureovittata is the source of this 1561-nucleotide messenger RNA. RefSeq names its product lysine methyltransferase 5Ab (gene kmt5ab). Gene Ontology annotation, molecular function: histone H4K20 methyltransferase activity; protein binding. Lineage: Eukaryota; Metazoa; Chordata; Actinopteri; Carangiformes; Carangidae. The transcript is spliced from 9 exons. Bases 152 to 1174 code for a protein of 340 amino acids. The record is from RefSeq and is a predicted model, not a curated record.